AUGGUGAAAUUCGCCAAUUCACCUCCCAAACCCGAACAAUCGACCUCAGACAAUAUAAAAAUGGCAUUUUCGAAUUCCCCCAACAAAGAAAUCCUCAAUGGCUCCCCCAGGCAGGAAGAGGGGCAGAGCAAGAAGCGCAAGAGGAAGCAGAAGAGCGACAAUGGACCCAGAGUCAACGUGUCGCACUCGAAGCGCAGACACAGCGUCAGCAAGCCGGCGCGAGAUCCGAGAGACGAAGCGAGUCCGGUAAGAGCACAAAAGGAGCGUGCUGGGACGAGGUCGCCGAGUCCGGUUAUUGAUUUCGAUGGAUUGAGUCGGCCGAGUCUGGGAACACGAGAACGCAAAGAGGAGACACCAGCGCAAGCGGAAGCACGCCUCCAGAAACUCGCGGGCGCCGUCCGAACAAUCCUUGAGUGCGUAGGCGAGGACCCCGAUCGCGAAGGCUUACUAGGCACCCCGGAGCGGUACGCGAAAGCAAUGCUCUUCUUCACCAAGGGGUAUCAGGAGAAUGUGCGGGACAUAGUCAAUGAUGCGAUUUUCCACGAGGGCCACAAUGAGUUGGUUAUCGUAAAGGAUAUCGAGGUCUUUAGUCUGUGCGAGCAUCAUAUGGUGCCGUUCACUGGAAAGAUGCACAUUGGGUAUAUCCCCGACAGAGACGUGAUUGGUAUCUCGAAGUUGCCGCGGAUAGCAGACAUGUUCUCCCGCCGAUUGCAGAUCCAAGAACGCCUUACAAAGGAUGUCGCACAUGCCGUCAUGGAGAUUCUGAAACCUCAGGGUGUAGCGGUGGUUAUGGAGUCGAGCCAUCUGUGUAUGGUGAUGCGAGGCGUGGAAAAGACCAGCGCUACGACAAUUACGAGUUGUGUGUUGGGCUGCAUCGAGAAGCGUGAGAAGACCAGAAACGAGUUCUUCAGCUUGGUGGGUCUUAACAGACGGUGA
Molecule: messenger RNA, 936 nt
Organism: Drepanopeziza brunnea f. sp. 'multigermtubi' MB_m1
Lineage: Eukaryota; Fungi; Ascomycota; Leotiomycetes; Helotiales; Drepanopezizaceae
Biological process (GO): tetrahydrobiopterin biosynthetic process; tetrahydrofolate biosynthetic process
Cellular component (GO): cytoplasm
Molecular function (GO): GTP binding; zinc ion binding; GTP cyclohydrolase I activity
Source: RefSeq, a predicted model, not a curated record